AUGAACAAACAAGAAGAAAACAAAGAGGCAGUGGAGGCACCUGAAGAGGCAUCUAGUAAACCAGAUUCUAACAAGAACGAAGCAGGGCCAUCAAGAAAUAUGACUCCAAGAUCAUUAAAGGCCAAAUCCAAAAUUUCAAAGAAGCCUCUUGCUAGUAACUCGUUGAACACGGAUAAGAUAAUGUUGGUGCACAUGUUCGGAGAAGACAAAGGAGGAGGAAGAAGAAGCAAAUAUGGAAGGGCAACAAAGAAAGUAGCAACAAUGAGGAAUAUUGUUAUUGGAGAGCGUAAUGAUAAGAGGCAACGGCCUCAAAAGAACCAAGAGAAGAUCUCUGAGUUGGAAAAACGCAAACAAAAACAGAGAAACAAAGCAAAUAAUGGUGGGUCCAAUAAUAGUAUAAAGAGUCAAAAGAACAAAGAAAAGCGUGAUGGCAGACAGCCAGAUUGUUUCCACUAUUCUGUAAUGGGUGUUUCAACAAGUAAAAAAGAUCUUGUGAUAAGUAUCAAACCCGGGCUCAAACUAUUUCUCUUUGAUUUUGAUCUGAAGCUUCUGUAUGGGAUUUAUAAGUCAUCGUCUUCUGGGGGCAUGAAACUUGAGCCACGAGCUUUUGGUGGCGCUUUCCCUGUUCAGGUGCGGUUCACAGUUGAGAAGGAUUGUUUCCCACUAUCCGAGGCUGUUUUUAAGAAGGCAAUCAAGGAAAUUUAUAAUGAAAAGAACAAAUUCAAAACAGAACUUACUGUUAGACAAGUAAGAUUUACUUUUAGGAAGCUCACAGAACUUUUCCGACCAGCUGGGGUCCUCUCAAAUGCACACUCUGUCCACUCUCCACAAGUUGCUAGAGUUUAUGAUCAAACUCGGGAAGUUCAUGAAAGAGGAAGAGAAGUUUGGCCCUAUUCUCACAACGAAACACUCCCUAGGGAUCCUUAUUCCAAUGGUGAUUUUACUAGUUAUCCCUUGCUGUCUCAUGAAAGGGAUCAGCGUAUUGCACACAGAGAUGUGACUUCCAUACCAAGAGGGGAAAUUCCUCGUGAAUUAUAUCUAACUGAAAGGGAGUAUCGAGCUUAUGGUCUUCAGGGAGAGAUAAAAAAUUUAAGUACCCCAUCCCAAUUUACGCCUACUUUAGAAAUGUACCAGAAAGAAUAUGAAAGAGAGCACCUUCCAAGACAGCCAGACUAUCUAUACAGGGAUGCCAUCCCUGCGCAGAGAGAAACUCUUCGUAUUGACCCUCUCUACAUUAAUGAGAAAGAGUAUCAGGCUUAUGGUCUUGGUGCUAGACGAGAAUUGCCACCCACAGUUCCUGUAGCAACUGUGACAUCUGCUACUGCUUUAGGCUCCUAUGCAAAUGAUCCAUAUUACGCCUAUCGUUAUGGUGCUUUAUCAGGGGACCCAUAUUUACCAUCUGUGAGGAGAGAGGAAGUCCCUUCCAGUUCUUAUUCUGUUGUUGGAACGUUUCCAGGAGAGACUGCACAUUUACGCAGGAUAGAGACUGAUCAAGGAGCGGAUAGGUUAUACUCCACAUAUGCUGCUGAUGCCCUACAACGUUAUAACCAGACAGAGAACCGUCAGGUUGCCCAGCCUGAAGCUGUAUCUGUGCCAGUUUCAUCUCGAUAUCAGAAUUAG
Quercus robur (English oak) is the source of this 1620-nucleotide messenger RNA. RefSeq lists its product as uncharacterized. Bases 1 to 1620 code for a protein of 539 amino acids. The transcript is spliced from 5 exons. The record is from RefSeq and is a predicted model, not a curated record. Lineage: Eukaryota; Viridiplantae; Streptophyta; Magnoliopsida; Fagales; Fagaceae.